Periophthalmus magnuspinnatus is the source of this 1353-nucleotide messenger RNA. Its product is annotated as vimentin-like. The transcript has a single exon. The coding region runs from base 60 to 1196 and encodes 378 amino acids. NCBI's taxonomy places the organism in Eukaryota, Metazoa, Chordata, Actinopteri, Gobiiformes, Gobiidae. Gene Ontology annotation, biological process: intermediate filament organization. The record is from RefSeq and is a predicted model, not a curated record. Gene Ontology annotation, molecular function: structural constituent of cytoskeleton. Gene Ontology annotation, cellular component: axon; intermediate filament; plasma membrane.
GUGUGGUGAACGAGAAACAUCGGAACAGACAAAGGCGGUUACUUACUUCUAUUGCUAAAAUGAGAGCUGCAUCCUAUACCCAAAAGAGCUUGCAAGUUAGCAGCUCGGGCAGUAGAGUUCGUGUGCAAAGUCCCUCGCCUUCAAGAUGCCGUGGAUCUUCUUAUGAUCGCCGCGGACGCUCUGGUUUUCGAGGUACCGCGGUUGAAUUGGGGACCGAAAUUCACCAACACCAUGCUAACGAAAAGGAGGAGAUGCAAGAACUCAAUGUGAAGUUUGCCGGAUACAUUGAGAAAGUACAAGCGCUGGAGCAGAGAAACGCCGCCCUCCACGCCGAGCUAGCUGCCCUCCAAAACCGCUACAAGGGAGGCCCCACUACUAUCGGCGAAGAGUACGAGUUGAAAUUCAAAGAGGUGCGUGAUCUGAUUGAAACUUUGACCAAUGAGAAAGGAGCAGCUGAUAUCGAAAGGGGUUAUCUCGAGGAGGAAGUCGAAGUUUGGCGUUUGAAAUUAGAAGAAGAGCUUGCACUAAAGGAAGAGGCUGAAAUGAUUUUAAGAGAGUUUCGCCAAGAUGUUGACAAUGCCACACUGCAAAAGGCUGAAUUGGAGAAGCGCAUAGAGCAAUUGGUGGCCGAAAUUGAGUUCUUGAAGAAGUUGCACGAUGAGGAGGUUGCUGAUCUAAUGAAACAAAUUGAGGAUUCAAAGAUUACCGCAGAUCUGGAUAGCGAUAGACCCGAUUUGGCGGCUCAUCUGCGCAACAUGAGGGCCGAAAUUGAAUCUGUCGCUGCUAGAAAUGUCCAAGAGGCUGAAAAAUGGUACAAAAGCAAAUUCGACACCCUGAAAGAGCACGCAGGCAAGCAUGAAGACCAAAUUAAAUCAAUGAAAGAAGAGAUUAGCGUUUUCCAAAAUCAAGUGACAGAGCUGCAGAACCAAAUUGACGGGUUGAGGGCUAGAAACGCCGCCCUAGAACAACAACUGGAAGACAUGGAAAUCUCACAUCUGGAUAAAGUGGGUGGGCUUGAGAGCGUCAUCGCCCAAUUAGAGGCUCAGCUGUGUGAAACCAAGCUGGAGAUGACCAAGUACCUCCAAGACUACCAAGAACUACUGCACAUAAAGCUCAAGCUGGACGCGGAGAUCGCCACCUACAGGAAGCUGCUGGAAGGGGAGGAGACGAGACUCGGGAUCGCCAAAGAUGCCUGAGGACGCGACGCAGAGGGGGACGAAGUUGAUAGUGCCUUUUUAGAUAGUUCCUUCUGUAUUGAAAGCAAAAAUAGUUAUACAUAGAUUGGACAUAACAUUAGGACUACUUUCGCUACAUUUUAUUACCUAUUAAUGUUUGGCCAGAGAACAUGUUGUC